This is a messenger RNA of Oldenlandia corymbosa var. corymbosa, 441 nucleotides long. NCBI's taxonomy places the organism in Eukaryota, Viridiplantae, Streptophyta, Magnoliopsida, Gentianales, Rubiaceae. The record is from the annotation of a GenBank genome assembly.
AUGUCGACCCAGCAGCUAGUGGAAACCAACAGGGAGAAAGCUGAGAUUUACACGGACCCAACACUUUGCAAGAUCAAAUCCAAGGAGCUGCUGGAGAAAAUCAAUCUCCCCAGGGGUUUGCUUCCUCUGGAUGAAAUCACGGAAGUGGGUUACAAUGAAUCCACGGGUUUUGUGUGGCUGAAGCAGAAGAAGAGCAAGACCCACAAGUUCCCUCUCAUUGACCGUCUCGUCAGCUAUGAUACUGAUAUCACCGCUUUCGUUGAGGAUCGCCGGAUGAAGAAGCUCACCGGCGUCAAGAGCCGGGAGUUUCUCAUUUGGGUCACCAUCUCUGAGAUUUCCAUCCAGGACCCUAAUUCUGGGAAGAUUACUUUUGGUACCCCUACCGGGAUUUCCAGAAGCUUUCCGGUGAACGCUUUUGCCGAGGAAGAGGAGAAGAAGUAG